This is a messenger RNA of Motacilla alba alba, 1590 nucleotides long. RefSeq names its product zinc finger protein 239-like. The transcript has a single exon. The record is from RefSeq and is a predicted model, not a curated record. NCBI's taxonomy places the organism in Eukaryota, Metazoa, Chordata, Aves, Passeriformes, Motacillidae. The annotation marks the transcript as partial. Gene Ontology annotation, molecular function: RNA polymerase II cis-regulatory region sequence-specific DNA binding; DNA-binding transcription factor activity. Gene Ontology annotation, biological process: regulation of transcription by RNA polymerase II.
CCCUUUGCCCCUGUGUCCUGCUCCAUCUCCCAGCCCAGCACGGCCCCGGCUGCAGCACAGCCCCUGUGCCGGGGACGCCCUGGGGCAUCUCCUUGCCCUUGCCUGUGGCGCGGAGGCAAAUGCCAUCCUCUGCUUGUCCUUCCUCCCCCAGAGCAGGAGCUGAGGCUGGAGAGCAGGGAGGACAAAUCCCCGGGGCAGAAGCUCGUGGCAGAGGCCGUUUGGAGCGGCUCCACGGCGCAGGAAGCCAGCGGGGAGGAAAAGGCCCGGAGAUGCCGCACGAGGAGGGGCUGCAAAGGCAGAUGGCGGCGAUCUGAGGGGGAAAGACCCAGCCUGGGCCGGGAAGGCGGCCGGAGAUGGAGCCAGAGCUCGGAGCUGGUGCCCCAUGAGCAGCCCCAUGAUGGGGAGAAGCCCCACACGUGCGUGGAGUGUGGGAAGAGCUUCAGGUGGAACUCUGAGCUGAUCAGGCACCAGAGGAGCCACACUGGGGAACGGCCCUACGAGUGUGAUCAGUGCAGGAAGAGGUUUAAGACCAGCUCUGAUCUCCUGGUGCACCAGCGCACGCACACAGAGGAGAGGCCCUUCCGCUGCCCCGACUGCGGGCAGGGCUUCAGGCACAACGCCCAUCUUGUCAGGCACCAGCGCAUCCACACUGGGGAGAGGCCCCACGAGUGUGGGGAAUGUGGGAAGAGCUUCAGCCAGAGCUCCCACCUGAUCCGCCACCAGAGGAUCCACACUGGGAAACAGCCCUAUAAUUGUAGGGAAUGUGGGAAGAGCUUCAGCCAGUGUUCUACCCUGAUCCGGCAUCAGAGGACCCACACUGGGGAGAGGCCCUACGAGUGUGAUCAGUGCAGGAAGAGGUUUCAGACCAGCUCCCAUCUCCUCCGGCACUAUCAGAGUCACACAGAGGAGAGGCCCUUCCGCUGCCCCGACUGCGGGAAGGGAUUCAGGCAGAACUCCACCCUCAUCAGGCACCGGCGCAUCCACACCGGGGAGAGGCCCUACGAGUGUCCCCAGUGUGGGAAGAGCUUCUCACAGCGCUCCCACUUGACCCAACACCAACGGAGGCACCGGUAAGGGAAGCCCUGCGAGUGCCCCGAGUGCGGGAAGAGCUUCAUGCGCUGCUCCAGCUCCAUCCCCCGCUGGUGGAGCCACGCUGGGCACAGCCCUGGUGACCCACAUUCCCUGUGAUCCAUGCUGGGAACACACCUGCCUGCUUCUCCUCUUGGUUUGGCCUUGAUAUCUUUCUCUUCUCCAUCUCUUUGCCCUCCAAAAGCCAAGAGGGAUGGAUCUGUCACCUCAAAACCACUCAAUCCCACUGAAAACAACUGAAUUUUAACCCAUGAAGGCUCAAUCCCACCUCAAGUUGCUUCUUCCCUCCUCAAAAAACCUCAAUCCCACACCAAACUCACUCCAUUCCACAGCCACCAGGGUGGGAUGGGGUUGGGAGGGGAUUGGGAGCAGUGGGAUCCCAGUUUGGAGCAGGGGUGGGGAUUGUGUGGGGCUGGCUGGGUGGGAUGGGUUUGACAGCAAAUAAAACUUUGAGAGUUUCUGAUUUCUGUCCCGUUCAUUCUCAGUCAGCUCUGUUUGCAG